Molecule: messenger RNA, 7908 nt
Organism: Dunckerocampus dactyliophorus (ringed pipefish)
Lineage: Eukaryota; Metazoa; Chordata; Actinopteri; Syngnathiformes; Syngnathidae
Gene: mgat5
Product: alpha-1,6-mannosylglycoprotein 6-beta-N-acetylglucosaminyltransferase
Exons: 17
Coding region: 347-2572 (741 amino acids)
Biological process (GO): protein N-linked glycosylation
Cellular component (GO): Golgi apparatus
Molecular function (GO): alpha-1,6-mannosylglycoprotein 6-beta-N-acetylglucosaminyltransferase activity
Source: RefSeq, a predicted model, not a curated record
GGCAGAGCAAACAGGGAGGCUCGUGCGCUGUAGCUGGAAUAGCAUCCAGUCAGCAACGUCUUCUUUCGCGUUUCUUCCUGGAUGUUUAGUGUAUUUGUCGCCGGUGCUGCGUCGAAUUUGACUCCCAGCAGAAAGAGACACAAAAGGUAGAAUGCAGCAAGUUGAGAUUGAGAUGCUGCUUGAUGAUCAACAUGGGCGGUGAGGAUCACCUCCCAACAACAAACAUCGCAGCCCCACAAAUGGACAACAAUGCCUAACCUCCCCUCCUGAUCCUCGCCUGGGCCCCUGGAACCAUCCCAGAGUUUAAUCACAGCCCCAGUGUCCUCCAACUGGCUGUCUUGUGAGCAUGGCUACCCCUUUCCUGUGGAAGCUGUCAUCCCAGAAGCUGGGAUUCUUCCUGGUCAGCUUUGGGUUCAUCUGGGGAAUGAUGCUGCUACACUUCACCAUACAGCAGCGGGCCAGCCAUGAGAACAGCGCUAUGCUCCGGCAGCAGAUCCUGGACCUCAGCAAGCGCUACAUCAAAGCACUGGCUGAGGAGAACCAAAGUGUCAUGGAUGGACCCUAUGUUGGCACCAUGACAGCUUAUGACCUGAAGAAGACCCUUGCAGUGCUGUUGGAUAACAUCAUGCUGAGGCUAGCCAAGCUGGAGUCCAAGGUAGAAAACAUCUACAACGGCACAGGGAGUAAUCUGACCAACGGCUCCAGCCUCUCCACACCCAGCUCCACCAAUUCAGAAAAAGUCAAUGUGGCAGAUCUUCUAAAUGGAGCCCAGGAAAAGUGUGAGCUGCCGCCUUUGGAUGGCUUUCCUCACUGCGAGGGCAAGAUCAAGUGGAUGAAGGAGAUGUGGCGCUCAGACUCCUGCUAUUCGAGUUAUGGUGUGGAUGGAUCCACUUGCUCCUUCUUCAUUUACCUCAGUGAGGUGGAGAACUGGUGUCCCCGACUGCCUUGGAGGACAAAGAGCUUGAAUGAAGACAUUGAUAGGAGGGGGCAGGCAGAAAUCCGGACCAGUUUUGAAGAGCUGUACCGUAUGAUGUCGAAGCGGGAGGAGUUCCGCUGGAUGAUGCUGAGGAUCAAACGCAUGGCUGAGCCAUGGGUCCGUGCCAUUCGAUCGCUGGCUGCCAAGCAGAACUUGACCAAGCGGAGGAGAAAGAAGGUCCUCGUCCAUUUGGGUCUGCUAACCAAAGAGUCAGGCUUCAAGAUCGCAGAAAACGCCUUUAGCGGUGGCCCUCUGGGCGAAUUGGUCCAGUGGAGUGAUCUCAUAACCACGCUGUACCUGCUAGGUCACGACAUCCGCAUCUCUGCUUCCCUGGCUGAGCUCAAAGAGAUCAUGCGGAGGGUAAUGGGAAAUAAGUCCAGUUGUCCCACUCAAGGUGAUAAAGUUGUUGAACUCAUCUACAUUGACAUUGUGGGCCUCACCCAGUUUAAGAAGACGCUGGGACCUUCGUGGGUCCAUUAUCAGUGCAUGUUGAGGGUGCUGGAUUCAUUUGGGACGGAACCAGAGUUCAAUCACGCCCAUUAUGCCCAGUCCAAAGGUCACAAGACACCUUGGGGGAAGUGGAACCUUAAUCCUCAGCAGUUCAACACCAUGUUUCCUCACACUCCAGACAACAGCUUCCUGGGCUUUGUAGUGGAGCAGCACCUCAAUGCCAGCGACAUCAAGCACAUUGAUGAUAUCAAGAGACAAAACCAAUCUCUAGUCUACGGCAAGGUCGACAAUUUCUGGAAGGACAAGAAGAACUACCUGGACAUCAUCCACAGCUACAUGGAAAUACACGGCACCGUGCACGGCACCAGCACUGUGCACCUCCCAAGCUACGUAAGGAACCACGGCAUCCUGAGCGGCCGAGACUUGCAGUUUCUCCUCCGAGAAACCAAGUUGUUUGUGGGUCUGUCUUUCCCCUAUGAGGGUCCCGCCCCCCUGGAGGCCAUCGCCAAUGGUUGUGCGUUCCUCAACCCCAAGUUCAACCCACCAAAGAGCAGCAAGAACACCGACUUCUUCAAGGGCAAACCCACCGUGAGAGAGUUGACGUCGCAGCAUCCCUACGCUGAGGUUUACAUUGGUCAACCCCACGUGUGGACCGUGGAUAUUGACAAUUCUGCCGAAGUAGAAAGAGCCAUUCGCUCCAUCCUCAGCCAAAAGAUUGAGCCUUAUUUGCCAUAUGAGUUCACCUGUGAGGGUAUGCUGCAGAGAGUUAACGCCUUCAUUGAAAACCAGGACUUCUGUCACGGCCAAGUGAUGUGGCCUCCGCUCAGUGCGCUGCAGGUGAAAAUGGCAGAGCCAGGACGCUCCUGUAAGCAGGUGUGCCAGGAGCAGCAGCUCAUCUGUGAGCCCUCCUUCUUUCAACACCUCAAUAAUGACAAGGACCUGGCCAGGUUUGGCGUGGACUGCCAGACAGUGGAGUCGAGCGCGGACACCGUGGUCCCGGCCUACAGCGAGAUCCGCCACCACUGUAUCUUUCAGUCCGACCUGCUGCUCUUCAGCUGUGCCGGCGCCCACCAGUCGCUUAAGCGUAUCUGCCCCUGCCGUGACUACAUGAAAGGCCAGGUGGCACUGUGCAAAAACUGCCUAUAGCAGGGGCGGCGCGCAUCCCGAUAGGAGGCAACGCCAGGGAGGAGAUCCGCUUCCGACGUCUAAAUAGAUGGAGUGGAUGUGUGUUUAAAGGACUGCCGCGCCAGAUCGAACCCACUCUUGACUCCUCCGUGGGAGGCUGUUUGGACAGAAAAACACAAGACUGUGUGUUGUCAUAUUUAUUGUUUAGUUGGCACCUCUUCAGGAACAUUCCAGAAGUGGUGUAACAAUACUUGAAUCAACAAAAGGGAGUCAACUUUGACUUUUGUGCAGCACAUAUCAGUGAGUGGCUGCCUUUUGUCUCCAGGCUGAGCAGUGCAACAAAGCACCAAGGAGACUCCAGCUAACUAAUCCCACCCGACUCGCCCGUUCCUUCCAUCCUCCUCCCCCUUUCCCCUUCAUUCCUUAUGUAGGUUGACACUGGAAGACCCACACCGCCGACACAAAGGGGCGUGUCCCGUACAAAACAGAUGGCUAGUUUUACACUGUAACCAACUUCUGUACAAAAGUGAUCAAAGUGAGCUAUUGAAUAGAGUUUAGAUUUUUAUUCUGGAAGUUUUAGCAUUUCCUGAUAUGGGCAUCCUCUGGGUUACCCUUACCAGACAGAAAUGUCCAGUUUUGGAUAUUUUGCUGUGGAGUUUUUUUUUUUUUUUCAAUUAAUUCACAAGUUGCACACUAAACUUAAACAAGACAUUUUUAUAUGAACAUGUAGAGCGGACGCAUAGUCUGUCUUACAUCCAGUAGAGGCCGGUAGGUUUCUAGAGAUGGUUCAGCUUUUACACACGGUGCAGGACCUAGAGGGCCCUGCAUCUCUGUAGCGUAGUCACCCCGUGGCAGGAUUAUUAUUCAUAUUCAUUCAUACUCAGUGUUUCCCAUACAUUAAUUUAUCUGAGGCGGCUUGCCACGAAUAAAUUCGGACCACUACAAAUAGAUCCUGUUCCAGUGGUAUGAAAAAGUGUUUGCCCCCUUCCUGAUUUCUUUUUUUUUUUUUUUUUUGCAUGUUUGUCACAGUUUAAUGUUUCAGAUCAUCAAACUAAUUCAAAUAUUAGUCAAUGACAACACAACUGAUCACAAAAUGCAGCUUUUAAAUGAAACUUAUUAUUAAGGGAGAAAAAUAAUCCAAACCUACAUAGCCCUGUGUGGAAAAGUGAUUGCCCCCGAAACCUAAUAACUGGUUGGGCCACCCUUAGCAGCAACAACUGCAAUCAAGCGUUAGCAAUAACUUGCAAUGAGUCUCUUACAGCACUGUGGAGGAAUUUUGGCCCACUCAUCUUUGCAGAAUUGUUGUAAUUCAGCCACAUUGGAGGGUUUUCCAGCAUGAAGCACCUUUUUAAGGUCAUGCCACAGCAUCUCAAUAGGAUUCAGAUCAGGACUUUGACUAGGCCACUCCAAAGUCUUCAUUUUGUUUUUCUUCAGCCAUUCAGAGGUGGACUUGCUGGUGUGUUUUGGAUCAUUGUCCUGCUGCAGAACCCAAGUUGGUUUCAGCUUGAGAUCACCAAAGGAUGGCCGGACAUUUGUUGGUGGACAGCAGAAUUCAUGGUUCCAUUUAUCACAGCAAAACAGCCCCAGACCAUCACACUACCACCACCAUAUUUUACCGUUGGUGUGAUGUUUCCACUUUCCAAAACGUUCAACUUUUGUCUCGUCAGACCACAGAGUAUUUUCCCAAAGGUCUUGGGUGUCAUCAAGAUGUUUUCUGGCAAAAUUGGAUGUUGUUGUGGGGUCUUUUGUGACCUCUUGGGUGAGUCGUCGCUGCGCUUUAGGGGUAAUUUUGGUUGGCUGGCCACUCCUGGGAAGGUUCACCACUGUUCCAUGUUUUCGCCAUUUGUGGAUAAUGGCUCUCACUGUGGUUCGCUGGAGUCCCAAAGCUUUAGACAUGGAUUUAUAACCUUUUUCAGACUGAUAGAUCUCAAUCGGUUAUGUUUUAAUGGGGGGGCAAUCCCUUUUUCACACAGGGCCAUGUAGGUUUGGAUUUUUUUUCUCCCUUAAUGAUAAAAAGUUUCAUUUAAAAACAGCAUUUUGUGUUCAGUUGUGUUGUCAUUGACUAAUAUUUAAAUUUGUUUGAUGAAACAUUUAAAAAAUAACAAAUCAGGAAGCGGCAAACACUUUUUCACACCGCUGUCGAUUCACUUGUAAAAACAUUCAAAUGGGGCCGUGCGUGUCUUGUCGUUCCAAACCCGUACAGUAGAUGGCAUCGUAACUGUUUCUCAACACGCCUCGAGUGCAAACUGGUCUGCCAGAGAACACUUAAGACGUAGCAGGAGGGAUCAGUGUUGCCAACUUAUUAUUCAGACCCUUCUAGAUGCUCUUUUUCAAAAGAACGUCAAAUCUAGCGACUUUUUCUGCUCUUAUUGGACACUUUUGGAGACUAACUCUGCGAGUGCGUUCACCAUGGGCUGCUCUGUCUUGUGGAAAAAAAACACAAAAACAACCGACAUAUUUAUUUUGCUUUUUAUGUUUUUUUCGCUCACUGUUUGCAACAGCCCCCCAUAUGCAACCCCUCCCCACGCCAACCCACCACAAAUAGAUCGCAGUCCUGCGGGAAACACUGUCGCUUCUUCAGUUUCGUUGUCUGAGCUGGCCUAGGGCGAAAGUGAGGUGCACCCUGGGAAAAGAAAAGAUGAAUAUGUCACAUGAUCCGAGGUGAUUGCAGUCAGCAGCGGUGAUCGUCUUGAAAUGCAACCGAAAUGUUGCCUUCACCUCGUUCUCAAGUGAUUGCGUAUUACUUCAUUUCAAAUUGAUCGGCUCCCAGUUUGGCUGCACACAGCAAUAACAAACAAGUCUGGAAUAUUGUGGGGGGGGAGGCGGAAAGUGCACUACAUUUAUAUUUAAAUACAUUUAAAAAUAUUAACGUUGUAUAUUAUUUGUAUUGGUUUGAAGGUUUUUUCUUUAAUUUAUUUUGUAUACAAAUUUGGAUCUCUUUGUGUUUUUGCUCCUUAUGUUUAUUUAUAAGAGGGGUGUCUUAUUUAUGCAGAGUAAUUUAAAUUAAAAUUGAAAAAAGUACAUAUUUAGUAUGACCGCCAGGGGGAGGCAUUGUAUUCUUCUAAUGGCUUGAGCAGUAAAGUAGAGGUCCUGUAGAUUUAUAGCCAUACCCAUCUUUUGUGGAGUUUUACAUCACUUUUAUGAUUGUGAUGACAUGCUGAGUUGCUUUGACCACGGUGGAUUUCCUUCCUCAUUAUCGUCGUUUGUCUUUAAAGCAGACGGUGGCAAACAAAAGUGUGCUUUUGAUUUACUGUGACAGCCAGCAGGAGUUUCAUAGCCAAGCUCUCAAGUGGCCAAACUUUGGACAUGUCCAGCUACGUGGCCUCUGACACAGACUGUUUUUAAGUUCACUCUCUUUUUUUUUUUUUUUUUUUUAUUUCCUUUCGAACAAGCCAGUGGCUUUAGUGUGUCAGAGAGCAUGAUGACGUGCCUUUUUAUGAUUCUAUUUUUUUUCUUUAUGGUAGGUUCGCAACCUUUAGCCCUAACAUCGGCUGAUUUCUGUUGGUGUAUCGAACUCAAAUCACUUUUUUGUCCAGUUUGUAUCAGUCUUUAUUCGUGCAGGGGUGUCCAAAGUGCAGCCCGGGGGCCUUUUGUGACCCGCAGCACAUUCUAUCUAUAUAAAACAGCAAAAAUGGAAAAAUCUGCAGUAAUUUUACAAGAAUAAAGUCAAAAUAUUAAGAGAAAAAAGUUGGAAUAUUAGUGCAGGGGUGUCCAAAGUGCAGCCUAGGGGCCUUUUGUGACCCGCAGCACAUUCUAACUAUAUAAAACAGAAAAAAUGGAAAAAUCUGCAGUAAUUUUACAAAAAGAAAGUCAAAAUAUUAAAAGAAGAAAGUUGGAAUCUAACAAGAAAAUCAUAAUUUUCAGAAAAUAAAAUAUGAGGAAACAUUUUAAUAGCAUAAAGUUGAAAUAUGAAAAAAAAAAAAAAGGCCGUUGGAAAAUUAGGUUGCGGAAAAAGUUAGUCCUAAUUAUGAGAGGGACAUUCACAAGAAGAAAGUUGAUGCAACGGAAAAAGGCAGCUGCAGUUUUGUGAGAAUAAAGUCAGAAUAUUAAGAGGGAAAAAGUUGCAAAUUUACGGGAUUAAACUCGUAACAUUAUGAGGGAAAAUGUCAUUUUAGUGGCAUAGAGUUGAAAUGAUUAAGAAAAAAGUAAUUCAAAGUCACAAUAUGAGGAAAAAUGUCACUUUUGAAAAAUUAAGGGUAAAAUAAUAUUACGAGAACAAUCCAAAUCUUAUGGGAAUGAAGUCAUAAUAUCAUGAAAAGAAAAUUGACAAUUUAAGAAGAAAGCUGAAAUAUGUGGAAAAUUUAAAAAAAUGGUAAAAAAAAAAAAAAAACAGCGAAGGUCGUACUAAUAAUAAGCUUUUUCACCUACAUCACAAAGCUGAGAUGCCGUUUUCUCUUGAAGUAUACAUCAAUAUAUAUAUCAGCAUAUUGCUUUACAAAAAAUCCAAGUGCUGUUGCAUCCUUUCAUUUUUCACUAUGUGACUCUUGGUGGAAAAAGUUUGGACACCCCUGUAUUAUUAGUGUGACAGCUCAAUGACAGGAUCAUACAGUGUUCCCUCGUGCCAUCGCAGUUCACCUUUUGCGGACUCACUGUUUUGCUCAUUUUUAUUGUGCCAUUUUAGUUUGUUUUUUUUUACACAGCGUAUGAAUGCUGUUAGCGGCCGAGCCUGGCCCCUUAAGAAGAAUUGCAUUGUGGGAAGUUGAGUGUUGUAGUUCUGUGCUUUAGCACAGGCAGCAGUGUCUCUCUAUUCUCGCUCUUCUGUCUGCACCGCCCAUUGUCUUCUGUGUCCUGAUUGGUUGACAAUGGUCUACAUCCAAUCUCCUUCGUGCCGUCUCUUGUUGUGGUCAUGGCACCAAACUAGCUAACCGCCAAUACUGUCAACAGUAGAAGGAACAGACGAAGCUAACCGUGUGAGGAAAAUACAACGACAGGAGCGAUAUGUUUUAACAAGGACACAGAAACACUACAGCCGAACGGCACCGGGACGAAGAGGCGCGGUCAUAUGAGUGAAAUACGCCUGAGUCACUUCAUUUCUUCGUAAGUUGAUCAUUAAGAUAAAAACGAAAUUUGAACUUUGAGAGUGUUGAAACGAGAGAGAAGUGUGCUGGAUUGUUAAUGCCUGUCUGAGAAAAGUGUAUAAAGUGUGUGGUGAAGGGCUUUACAGCCUUAAAACAUAUACUGUAUAACAGUAAUAUCAAAUAUAGCUGGCUACUUCGCGGAUUUCACUUGUUGUGGGUCAUUUUGGGAACCUGUCCCCCGCGAUAAACGAGGGAACACUGUACUGUUAGUGACUUGUAGUCAUUGAUUUAGCGCCAAUGUUCUCUGGUUUUCCAAAUAAAGUUAGCACUGUGUAGUAA